AUGUGCUGCCGCUUCUGUCACCGCUGGCAACCGCCCUGUGCACUGGGGCUGUUGCUGCUGCUGCUGCCGCCCCUUGAACGCUCCCUGGUAAACAAGCCCCUGGGGUUUGGCGGCGGGGGUGGGGGGGAUGCAACCACAGCGGGCCCAGGCCGCUGUGACACCAUAUACCAGGGCUUUGCCGAGUGUCUCAUCCGCUUGGGGGACGGCAUGGGCCGCGGAGGUGAGCUGGAGAGCGUCUGCAGGUCUUGGAAUGAUUUCCACACCUGUGCCUCGCGAGUCUUGUUGGGCUGCCCCGAGGAGGCCGCCGCCGUGUGGGAGUCACUACAGCAAGAAGCUCGCCGGGCCCCACACCCAGAUAACUUGCACACUCUGUGCGGCACCCCUGUGCGCCUUCAGGAGCGCGGGGUGGGCCCAGAGACCAACCAGGAGACGCUGCGGGCAACAGCGCCAGCACCCACUCUGGGCCCCGAGCCCCCUCUGCUGGCGGCUGCUCUGGCGCUCGCCUGCCUCCUGGGUCCUCUGGCCUAG
This is a messenger RNA of Eubalaena glacialis (North Atlantic right whale), 528 nucleotides long. It is a transcript of the gene NRN1L, whose product is annotated as neuritin 1 like. Bases 1 to 528 code for a protein of 175 amino acids. Gene Ontology annotation, cellular component: plasma membrane. Gene Ontology annotation, biological process: neuron projection extension; nervous system development. The record is from RefSeq and is a predicted model, not a curated record. Lineage: Eukaryota; Metazoa; Chordata; Mammalia; Artiodactyla; Balaenidae. The transcript is spliced from 4 exons.